Messenger RNA from Pyrus x bretschneideri (Chinese white pear), 5659 nucleotides. Its product is annotated as probable disease resistance protein At4g27220. The transcript has 8 exons. Gene Ontology annotation, molecular function: ADP binding. The record is from RefSeq and is a predicted model, not a curated record. Bases 1215 to 5387 code for a protein of 1390 amino acids. NCBI's taxonomy places the organism in Eukaryota, Viridiplantae, Streptophyta, Magnoliopsida, Rosales, Rosaceae.
UUUCUCUAUUUAUAUUGUUGGAAAACUCUUAUUAACCCUUCCCCAUUCAAGUUAUCUGCUCAUAUAUUUGCAUUGCUGAGGUAACAUAAUCUGUCCUUCUUGAUACCAUUCAAUAUUCAUAUUUUCUAGGAAAUUCGUGAGUACCAAUGCGAGUACCAGACACAUGAGUUGUUACUGAAUAAAGCAUAGAUUUCAGAACUUUUAAUAUGUCGGACAGUUGCAUUGGAUUGAUUUACAAUACAGCAAAUCUGUGAAGCACCAGGUUCCAGUACAUAUUGUUGUUGAACAAGGCAUAGAUUUCAGAAUUUCAUUUUUUUUCUCUACCAGACAGUUGCAUUGGGUUAAUUUACUAUACAGGUAUGUAUGUGCUUCUUCGAAACUCCAUUUCUUUUGAAUAUUUGUUGUUUAGGUGUUUGUCACUAUAUGUUAUUGUGUUUUGAUGUCCAUCGACGUCAACUGAAAUUGAGCUAACUCGCCCUUAUAAUCAAAUAUUUAAUUUUCUCAUCGUAAUACAAAAAGUUUGAAAUCGCGUUUGCUAUGUGGUGGUGAAAUGUAAAUUAUUUAAAAUUUGCAUACUAUAAAAUAAUAAUGAGUAAAUAAAUAUACACAUGCACUGAAACCAUCAUAUAUGACUUUACAACCUUAAAAUUCAAUUUUCUUUAACUAAAACUCAUCAUAGUAUAUUUUCUUAACAAAAACUCAAUGACUUAACAUAUAUAUUUUAUUGCUUUUCCUGCCUAUAUUGUUAGAAAGCUCUUAUUAACUCUUCCACAUUGAAGUUAUCUACUCAUAUAUUUGCAUUGAUGUGCAUAAUCUGCCCUCCUUGUGCAUGCUACCAUUCAACAUUCAAAUUUUCUAGCAAAUUCGUGAAGCACCACUACCAGUACCAGACUUAUGAUCUGUUGCUGAACAAAGGCAUAUAUUUCAUAAUUUUACUUUUACUCUGCCGCACAGUUGCAUUGCGUUGAUUUACGAUACAGAUUCCGUUUACAAGAGUUAAUACCGAAACAAACAAUUUCAGAUGCCCUCAAACAGAAGCCACUAAGCAAGUAAAGGACAACGGGGCAAAACAACCUUCCACCUGGCCUCUGUACCAGUACUGGAGUAGCUUGCUACUUUCAAUCCGAAAAGGCAUUAGAGAACUGAGCGCGAGACAUACAAAAGACACCAGCAAAGAGGAUCACUCCAGCCAUAGUCUUUGAUUUCAGAAGGAAAUGGAAAUUAUAAUUGCAAUUGCCUCAAAAAUUGGAGAAUGCUUGGUCACACCAAUAGGAACAGAGUUUGGCUAUUUGAUUCAUUACCAUUCCAACCUUGAAAGUCUUAGGGGUGAGAUAAAAAAGCUUUUUGACAACAGAGAUGGAGUGCAGCGAUUGGUAAAUGCUGCCAAAAGGAACGGUGAAAUCAUCAAACCUGAUGUUCAGAGUUGGCUAAAGAAUGUGAACGACGACCUGGUCAAAAAAGUGUUGCAGUUUGAGGAAAUUAGCAAGAAAAGGCGAUGUGUGUAUCGAUGGAGCUUGAGUCGGAGAGCCUAUAAGAUUACACAACAUGUUCUUCAGCUCCAAAACGAAGGAAGAUUUGAAAAUGUUGCCCAUCCUACACCUCCACCAGAGAUAUGGUCAACAUUCAAGAAACGUUUUCAGGAUUUUAAGUCCAGAAUGGCAAACAUGAAUGAGGUGAUAGAGGGUUUGAAGAGGGAAGAAGUACGAAUGAUCGGGAUUUGUGGAAUGGGGGGUGUGGGUAAAACCACAAUGGUGAAAAAAAUCAUCGUAAGAUUGGCAAACCUAGACUUGUUUGAUAAAAUUGUAAUGGCAACUGUGUCUCAAAGUCCAAGUAUUAGGCUGAUCCAGUCGGAAAUUGCGGACAAAAUAGGUUUGAAAUUUGAGGAGGAAUCCGAGCCCGGAAGAGCACUAAAGCUACAUGGAAGACUCAUGGAAAUAAAAACGAUCCUGAUUGUAUUAGAUGAUGUCUGGACAGAGCCUGAUUUUGAGGCUAUUGGACUCCCUUCUGCAGAUGCUCAUAAAGGGUGCAAAGUUUUGUUGACAUCACGAGAUUGGGAAGUCUGCAACAGGAUGGGAAGUCAACCAAUUAUUGCAGUCCCGACUUUAACAACAGAAGAAUCAUGGGAGCUCUUUCGAGAAAUGGUAGAUGAAUCCUUCAAUGAUCCUGAUUUACGUUCCAUUGCAAAAGAAGUCGUGAAGGAAUGUGGAGGUUUACCUAUUGCAAUUGUAACUGCUGGAAAAGCCUUAGAAAAGAAAAACAAGCGUGAAUGGGAUGAUGCCCUUAAUCAGCUGCGAAAUUCUACCCCAGUGAACAUCCCUGGAGUGAAUGACAAAGUUUAUUCUAGCAUAAAAUUGAGUUAUGAUAGAUUGGAGAGUGAUGAAGCCAGGUCAUGUCUUUUACUUUGUUGUUUAUUUCCAGAAGAUUAUGAUAUUCCAAUUGAGUAUUUGGUUCGAUAUGGGUGGGGUCGACGAUAUUUUAGCAACUGCUCUACUUUGGAAGAUGCAAGAAAUAGAGUGCAUUCUUUGGUUGACCAACUAAAAAGAAGGUUUUUGUUGCUAGAUAGUUACGUGAGCGAGGCUACGAAAAUGCAUGAUGUAGUUCGCGAUGUUGCCAUAUCAAUUGCUUCAAGGGAUUCACAUGGAUUUUUGAUAAGAAGUCAUGCUGAAAAUAAAGGGUGGUCAAAUUUAUCUACAUAUGACCAUUACACUACAAUCUCACUUGUUGGCGAAUUGGAGAUUCCAGUUGGUUUGAAAUGCCCAAAACUUGAGCUUCUACAGAUGAUGAAAGGCCGUUUUUCAGAAGGUAGCAUGGACAUCAUUUGUGAUGCGAUGAAAGAACUGAAGGUUUUAGCUUUGGUGGAAAUGGAAGUCCUAGGCUCAUCAAGAUCACUAGGACUACUGAAGAACCUGCGGACCUUGUGGCUAGAUGGGUCUCACUUUUAUGGCAUGUCUACUGAUGUUAUUGGGAGUUUGGAGAAUUUAGAAAUCCUCAGCUUUCGGGAUUGUUUUUACAUGUGUGAGUUGCCGAGGGAAAUUGGACGACUUAAACAGUUGAGGUUGUUAGAUACGACAAACUGCGGGAACCUUGAGGUGAUUCCACACGGUAUCUUCUCCAGCUUAUGUAGACUCGAAGAGUUGUAUAUGAUGGGUAGCUUUGAUAAAUGGGACCUUGGAACAGGAAGAGAAGAUAAGAGGAUGGCAAGCAUUUCUGAGGUGAUGUCUCUGUCUCAUCAUUUGAAGGUUCUAUCCAUACAGAUACCCAGUGUCAUCCACUUGUUGCCAAAAGACAUAGUCUUGAAAAGCCCAACAAUAAAAUUCCGUAUAUGCUUGGGAACUGGGGCAGAGGGAUUUUGUGAGAUGAUCGAUAGACGUGCUGAAAGUGAUGCAAGGAAGUUGAUGAUGAUGACAACUUAUGCGUUCGAAAAUUGUUUGGUGAUUGUUGAAAGUGAUGCAAGGGAGUUGAUGGAGAGUCGAGCAGUUGGACUUAUGUUGAAAAAAUCUAAAAAAUUGGCUUUGGGCAAUGUUAAGAAUUUCUCUGCCCUCGCUGAAUUAGACGAAGAGGGAUUUCAAGAUCUGAAAGUUUUGUAUCUUGAUCAUUGUCCAAAUAUCGAGUAUCUUGUAAAUGGAACAAGUGCACUCUUUCCUCGCAUACAAUCAGCUAGUCAGCUUCCAAAUAGCUUUUUGACCAACCUAAGAUUCCUUCGAUUGUCAGAUUGUGGUGUUUUAAAGUAUGCCUUUUCACUAUCAGUAGUGAGAAACUUGGUACAACUCGAGGAAUUAGAUAUUGGUGGAUGUGAUCAAAUGGAAGAAAUUGUGUCGAAGCAGGGGAGGGAACUCGAUGAGGAAGCCGAUAUGAUAUCUUUUCAUAAAUUAACCAAUUUGAAUCUCUUGGGUCUACAGAAUUUGGUUGGUUUCUUCCAAGCUAACAAGAUAUACUCCAACCAAGAGGAAACAACGCCAAGUGUUGAGCAUCAAUCUGCAGGAAUAUUUGAAAAAGCAAUAUUUCCAUCAAAGUGCAUUUCAUGGUUUCCACGUUUAGAAGAGGUAGUAUUGUUUUAUAUGAAGUUUGAAGGCGUGCUAUUUGAUCUGAAAAUCCAUAUAGUUAUGGAUGUCCAGACAGCUCCAACAUGUCCCCAGUUACGUAAGUUGAAGAUAUGCUAUUGUUCGUUUACACAAUUGUGGAAAAACAUUCCGUCUGGAUUUCAGGGCUUCCAAAAUUUGAGAUAUUUGGAAUUGAGACGUUGUUAUGGUCUAGAAUAUGUGUUCUCGCAUUUAAUUGCCCGAGAACUUUUGAAUCUUGAAAAGGUAAAGAUAUCAGAAUGUUGGGACAUGGAAACUAUAGUCAGAAUCCCAGAGGAAAAUGAAGAAGAGGCGACAAAAUACAUGAUUUUGUUUCCGAAACUGAAUAGAUUUGAACUAAAAUGCCUGCCUCGUCUCACAAGUCUUUGUCCAGAGGGAUCUACAUUUCAAUGGUCAUCCACAAAAAAUAUGCACGUGUACGGAUGUGAAAAAUUGAAGACAUUGGGUGCUGUAAUUCCACAAAGAAAGAAGUUGGAGAAUAAGUCUGAGAAGGAUUCAACAAGUCAUGAUUUCAGCACCUCCCCAACACGUUCAUCAAAUUGGUGCCCUGAUGGAUGUGGAUGCAUACCGUAUUCAAGACCAAACGCCCAACGCCCCAUUGAAAUAUUGCCACGUCCAAUUAAUCAGGAGGUUACACCAACUAAUCUGGAGGACUCAAAUGAUGAUGAUAAUCUCGAAAAUCUUUUUGUAAUUGACUGUAAUUCAAUGGAAGUGAUUUUCCAACUCAAGGGACCGGAGCAUGAAGAAAGUAGUCACUCUGUUGAAGCAUUCAAAAAAUUGAGGUACUUGGGGUUACAUACGUUGCCAAGUUUAACGUGUGUUUGGGAGACGGGUACUUCACAACCGAUGUUCACAGGAAGCAGCUUCGGAAACUUGAAAUCGCUGGAGGUCGAUUGGUGCAACCGGUUGAAAUACUUGUUUUCUUUGUCCAUAGUCAACCUUCUUGUGAGUGUAGAGGACAUAAAAGUUGGGAAGUGUGAGCAGAUGGAAGAAAUCGUUGCCGCAGAAGAAGAAACAGCUGAAAUAAUUACAUUACCUAAAUUGAAGUCCAUCAAGCUUGAAAGUCUGCCAAAACUCAAGUAUUUUUGUGGUGAAGCUUAUACUUUGAAGUUGCCGUCUUUGGAGUUAUUGGAGGUUAUUAAUGUGCAAGACUCAAGGCCAUUUGAUUCUAAGCUUGUUGACACGCAUAAUCCCCGAUUGCAAGUAAAACCCGCAUUUCGACAGGAAUGGACAAGUGAGGAUGACGAUGACGAAAUCGAAGGCAAGGAUGAAGAUGACGAAACCAACAGGAAGGACGAACACAAUUGAUUGAUCAAGCACAAAGGAAAAGAGUUUAAAGAACGUUGUGGCUACAGCAAUUCGUUUACUAUAUCAUAUGUACAAACCAAUAAAAGGACAUUUGUUGCACCAGAAUUUCAUUCCAAAAAUACUAUUUACGUUGCUUAUUUUAUGUACCAUAAAUUUCGAUUGCGAUUAUUACUGUUUGUUUCUAAAUUCGCAUCAUUUGUGUUUUGCUUAUUUGUGCUCGAGUUCUUGUAUUGCCAUUUAUAAUGAUAAUUUGGAAAUGUUGUCUCUAGCUA